ACUGUAUAAGGUGUGUGUGCGUUUGUUUAUUCAAGUGACGAAUUUGCCGGCGCACAAUUGGUUCAUUAUUUUCGUACAAAAUGGCACAAAAUUCGUGUUUACAUAGAAAUGAAAUACGGGAAAAUCAUAGAACUAACAAUAGUGAAGGAAAGGCACCAUUCCUUAUUGGGGUCGCUGGGGGAACGGCGAGCGGCAAAUCUACAGUGUGUAAAAGGAUCAUGGAGAAGUUGGGGCAGGUUGAUAUGGACCAGAAGCAACGACAGGUUGUCACUAUCAGCCAAGAUAGCUUUUACCGAAUUUUAACAGCAGAGGAAAAGGCAAAGGCUCAGAAGGGCUUGUACAAUUUUGAUCAUCCAGAUGCUUUCGACAAUGACUUGAUCUUGCAAACUCUGCGUGAUAUACUGUCUGGAAAGAAGUGUGAAAUACCAGAAUAUGACUACAAAACUAAUUCAAGAUGUGAAGAUAAAUUCAUCACUAUAUAUCCUGCAGAUGUAGUUUUGUUUGAAGGAAUCCUUGUAUUUUAUUUUCCUGAAAUUCGAGAAUUAUUUCACAUGAAAUUGUUUGUUGACACGGACUCAGACACUAGAUUGGCUCGUAGAGUGCCAAGAGACAUCAAUGAACGAGGAAGAGAUUUGGAACAGGUGUUGAAUCAGUACAUGAAUUUCGUGAAACCUGCAUUUGAAGAAUUUUGUUCCCCUACAAAGAAGUAUGCAGAUGUCAUUAUCCCCCGUGGAGCUGAUAACACUGUGGCCAUUGACUUAAUUGUGCAGCACAUUCGAGACAUACGUAUCAACCGACGUGUUCCCAGCUCUUCAAGUCUCAAUAUUAAGAAGACUCAGACAACAGAUGGUUAUUUCACAAGACCUCACUGAAAUUACUACAAAGACAUUUUACAGACGUUAUCUCUACUUGAUCAACGUAAUUAAGUUACAAAUAUUUUUGGUAUUUUACAUAACAUAUCAUUCAUUCUCCUUUUUUUUCAUUUUGAGGAAUUCCUCAUUCAGAUUAUUUUAGAAUCAUUAAGUGUCUGUGUGUGUGUGUGUGUGUCUGUGUGUGUGUGUGUGUGAGAGAGAGAGAGAGAGAGAGAGAGAGAGAGAGAGAGAGAGAGAGAGAGAGAGAGAGAGAUCUUGUGUAUGUAUUUGUCAAAUAAGAUCAAGAUCUUGUAACAUCUUACCAUGUACAUCUUCAAAUCUUCAAGUCCUAAAUGUGUACAAAUUUUUGUUGUGGUUGAGAAGUUAGGAAGAAAUGCCAUUUUUUCCAUUACAUUCUUCGUUUGCCAUGUUAUUGCAAGUGCAAUGAAAAUAAGAAUAUAUCAAACCAAAGAUGAUAGUUCCUUAAUGUGUACUUACAUUUUAUUUAUGCAAUUCAUUUACAACAACAUCAGUAGCUGUUCUCUGCAAACCACUGUGUGCAGAAUAUACUUUUUAUUGUAUCAUAUGCACACUAAUGGAUGGAACAUUGGAACAAUAACUGUUUAUUGCCUCUAUUCAAGCUGUUAUUAGUAAAAGUUUUUCUUCGUGAUCCCUGUAAUAACAUUAUGUCCUGGGUGGAGGAUUCUGCUCUAAAAUCAGCUCUUGGUGUUUCCUGACAACAUUUUCAUGAGACAUUGUGCAUUUUCAUUUGAGGUCUAUCAGUUCAGAUUUUUCAGAAAUCCAGACAAUUCUAUUUCUAAUUACCCCACCAAGUGAUGUGCACAUUGCUAAUUCUCUGGACUCAUAUUCAAGUGGAGGGUGUUGAAAUCCCUAUUUGACCAUCCCAAUUGUGGUUUUUCCAUAGUUGCUUUACAUUGCUUAAGGAAAAUGCCAGUAUGAUCUUUUGAUAAGUAUUUGGUCAAUUUAUUUCUGUAUCCUUGUCCAGUCUGACUGUUUACUCUGUCUCUAAUGCUCUCCUGAGCAGGGUGUUAAAUCUUAAUCUACCUAGCUUCCUUCCCUCCAUCUAAUAACAUCAGUCUUGACAGGAUGUUAAUAAACUUUUUUUUCCUCAAGUCAACGUACCUUUGACAAUUAAAAUGGUUCAAAUGGCUCUGAGCACUAUGCGACUUAACUUCUGAGGUCAUCAGUCCCCUAGAACUUAGAACUACUUAAACCUAACUAACCUAAGGACAUCAGAAACAUCCAUGCCCGAGACAGGAUUCGAACCUGUGACCGUAGUGGUUGCGCGGUUCCAGACUGUAGUGCCUAGAACCGCUCGGCCACUCCGGCUGUUUUUGGCGAUUCACACUGACCUUUGUACAUUAUUUCCCACUCUGUUCCAACAUGGUAUGGCCCCCACACAUGUGAGCAGUAUUUCAGUAUAUGCUGUUCAAAUAUUUUAUAGCUAAUCUCUUUUGCAAACAAACUGCAUGUCUUCAGUAUGCUACCACUUACACUGAUCCUGUCAUGUUUUUUACUUACCACUGUAUCUUUGCUAAUUCCAGAUAUUUAAUGUGAUGACUGACUGCAGUUGUGACUUAUGAAUUCAUGUAAUCAAAGUUUACUACAGUUUGUACAGUUUGAUAUAUCACAAAGCAAACACAUUUCAAUGUUUAGAGUCAGUUACCCACUUCUGUAUGGAACUGUAAUCAAUUCCAAACAGUGAAGGAGGGCUAGGAUAGGGGGCAGCAGUUGUCUGACACCUCUCCUCUACAAAAAAUGUACUUCAAAAACUGAACACACAUCCUGCACUGCAUCAUACACUGAUAUAUCAGUUCAACUCAGUAUCCUAAGAAAGGCUACUGACUAGUAGCAUGUGUACCCAGAAUCAUUUGUCUUGAAACCUCAAAACUAUUUUGCCAUCCACCAUUAAAUUAAUAUCAGUUGCGCCUCCCGCCCUUCACCCUAUCACUUCAUAUCCUGACUGCACUCUUGUGUCCAUAGCUGAUAGGGUAUUUGUGCAGUUUUUCUUGUCUAACAUUUCCCUAUAGAUAACCAAUUCUUUUUCUUUUUUUGUGCCUUUGUUUCAAAUUGGCCCAGGGUUGGCAUCGUUAAUUUAAGAGGUGGCUGGAUGCCCAUUAUGUACCACCCCUUUACUGCCCUGGAUGGAAUAUGUAUACCACAACACUCUCAUGUAGUGUUAUUCAUGUGAAAGUGAGUGAAAGUUUUUGAAAUGUUUGCGAAUCAUAUAACUGAGGUACUUGGGUACAAGCCUGGUAUUCACCUAAUGGGACAUGUAAAACUGUCUAAAAAGCACAUGCAGACUGGCCAGCCCAUUGACCCUCAUCAUAUUCAGUCUGGGACUGGCACAUCUGUCCAUCCUGGAAGAGGCAUUUCAAGAUGCACAGCUACCUGGGCAGGUCUCCUCAUAGAUAAUCACAAACUCUAUAAAAAUGAAUCUCACAUUUCAACUAAUAUUAUCUAUGAAGUCAUUAAAAAAUAACGUGAACUGUUAUGGGUCACAUCCAAAAUCAGUUUUGUGUUCGUGGAUGACCCUGUCGAAGAUAAGGUGAUAUUUUCUGUGUUUCAGGAAAUCCUUAAUCAAGUGUAAAUUCAGCAAGAUGUUUCAUACAAAUGUACCUUCUUCAUUAUGUAUUAGUCCAAAGAUGAAUAAAAAUCUUUUCAAAUGUUGACUCUAGCAGUGGCCGUUAAGAGAUCAUGUAUGAGCAGCAUGAGUUGAGUUAAGCAACACAUGAAUGAUAUUUUUAGAAACCAUGCUGAUUCAUCAUGUGUGAACACAGAAGACAUUCUUGAUUAAUGCUACAGGCAAAUCUGAUUGAUGUAAGGUGAGCUGUAUCAAUUCUGUUGCCUUUUUUCUAGACUGCUGAGAUCUCUGCUCUCGUCCAAUUGCUAGAAACAGUUUUCUGCUCACAGGGUCUGGAGUAAAUUAUAUUCAGGAGAAGACAUAAUUCAAGGGAAAGUUUUAUGUAGAACUUCACAAGGAUUUUGUUAUAAUCUUAGUAAGUUUUAGGGAAAUCUUGUAUUAUGAGUAUCUUUGCUACUGAAAUUGUUAUGUCAUCUCUGCAAUGUGGAUGGUGGCAGUCUUUCUUGAUUUCAUCUAAUGUAUAGCAAGUGUUACUAGUUUGUCACUGUGUGUGGUUUUUAAAAUAUUGAAGAUAAAUAUUUUUAUUAAAAUGGUUUAAUUCUAUAAUGUUAUCAAAUUAGAUGUGCCAUAUCAACAGUCUAGAUCAGUUUUAGAAUAGCUUGGAUAACUGAACUAUUCAGAAAGAAGUAAUCUGCAACUGAAACACUAGUUACAUUCCAUAAUGUUGAUAAAUGACCUGUGUAGUGUAACAAGGAUGAAUUUAGUCAUUGGAUAGAUUCAGUUAUCUGACUUAAGUGUUGCAAUACAUAAUCAAUUAAACAUAUAGUUCUUUUAAAAUUAGGUGUUUUGUUAAUCUUUACAAAAAGUGAGAGAGUAGUCCUCUUCACACAUACACACACUUUAAGUGCCUUAAUGAACUUUGCAAAGGAUUUUGUAAAUUGUGCAGUGGGAGUUGUAAAUUGUUCAGUGAGAGUUGUGAAUGUGUGGUAAAAUGUGUUGUUUCCUUAAGUGUGCUUGAAAAGUAAAGCUUAUGAGUGGCGAUAAGGUGAGCUGUAAAGCUGAUUGAUAGCAGUAUUAACUAUAUUAUGUAAAUAAAAAGCCAUAUUUGCUGUGAUGUAUUAAAAAUGAGCCAAAGAAGCAGAGUAGUAUUUAUUUGAAUGUAACUACAGCCAAGUCCUGUAGAGUGAGACUAAUUUCCAUAAAAUUGCCCAGAAAUAUAACAAAUGUUCUGUUUUGUACAUUCACUGGAAAUACUCUUAGGAAAACUAGUAAUGUACAUUUCCUGAACUAAUUAUCUAGUUUGUAAUCAAGUAGAAUGAUAUUAAGAUGUGCAAUGUGAAAGUAACUUUGCUGUUAACGUCAUUUUCUCGCUGUGAUAAUAUCCUUCUGAGGUACUACCAUAUUAAUGUAAAAUCUGUUCUAUAAUGUUAUGAAUGCAUCAUGUACAAUGCUUGAAACCUGUGCAAUUGAUAAGAAAAUUUUUGGGAUGUACAUGAGUCACAUUUUUGGUAUUUAUAGAAUUAUUUUGCUUUUCUUUAGAUUAUUUUUAAAUAUCUGGCAGCAGUUUUAAGUAUAAACUGAGACAUAGGGAUCACAUUCAAUUUGAGGAAGCCACAUUCAUGCAACCCUCCUAAAAAGCAUCUAAAGAAUAGUAACAUGAGAGCUUACUGUAGAUUUUUGUGUUGUGUCAGGAAAAUGAAGUUUUUGUAACAGUUUGUGUGCUGUUUGUCAAUUUCAUUGUGUAUACCCCAAUUUGUGAUACUUUUAUAUAUUGUUCCAUCUUUUGAUUUGAAUAUUGUGUUAAUAAUUUAAUGUUUUCUAAUG
Schistocerca serialis cubense is the source of this 5280-nucleotide messenger RNA. RefSeq names its product uridine-cytidine kinase (gene Uck). The record is from RefSeq and is a predicted model, not a curated record. Gene Ontology annotation, molecular function: kinase activity; ATP binding. Lineage: Eukaryota; Metazoa; Arthropoda; Insecta; Orthoptera; Acrididae. The transcript is spliced from 7 exons. Gene Ontology annotation, cellular component: cytosol; cytoplasm. The coding region runs from base 81 to 872 and encodes 263 amino acids.